Molecule: messenger RNA, 2933 nt
Organism: Chinchilla lanigera (long-tailed chinchilla)
Lineage: Eukaryota; Metazoa; Chordata; Mammalia; Rodentia; Chinchillidae
Gene: Ube2v2
Product: ubiquitin-conjugating enzyme E2 variant 2
Exons: 4
Coding region: 84-521 (145 amino acids)
Biological process (GO): protein K63-linked ubiquitination; DNA damage tolerance
Cellular component (GO): nucleus
Source: RefSeq, a predicted model, not a curated record
GGGCGGAGUCUGGAGCGACGCGCUCCCGGAAGUGACGCUGACGUCCCGUGCGUUCAGGCGGCUGCGUCGGGCUGUAGGAGAAGAUGGCGGUCUCCACAGGAGUUAAAGUUCCUCGUAAUUUUCGCUUGUUGGAAGAACUUGAAGAAGGACAAAAAGGAGUAGGAGAUGGUACAGUUAGCUGGGGCCUUGAAGAUGAUGAAGAUAUGACACUUACAAGGUGGACAGGCAUGAUUAUUGGGCCACCAAGGACAAAUUAUGAAAACAGAAUAUAUAGCCUGAAAGUAGAAUGUGGACCUAAAUACCCAGAAGCUCCUCCAUCAGUUAGAUUUGUAACAAAAAUUAAUAUGAAUGGAAUAAAUAAUUCCAGUGGAAUGGUGGAUGCACGCAGCAUACCAGUGUUAGCAAAAUGGCAAAAUUCAUAUAGCAUUAAAGUUGUACUUCAAGAGCUAAGACGUCUAAUGAUGUCCAAAGAAAAUAUGAAGCUUCCACAACCACCAGAAGGACAAACAUACAACAAUUAGUUUUAGUGGAUCUCAAACUUGUCUUAAAUCAACAACCUUCUACUCAUAUUAAUGUCUUGAUUAAAUAUCACAAAGCAAAAUACCCACACAUUAAGUAAAAGAAUUCCAGCUGAUAAACAUGACCUGGACAUUUGUAAGAAUAUAUUUAAUAAAUGUUCACCCAUUAUGUUUUCAGGUAACAAGAGGAAAAAUGCAGCACAACUUUUCUUUCUCUUGUUAAGGCACUGUCAUUUAACCAUGAACCUGGAGUCCUCCAAAUAGAAUUCAGGUUUACAAGAUGAAAGCAUGGGAAGAAUUGUCAGAUGUCAGUGGAAACGUGUGUUUCUGAAAAGUAAAAUCUCAAGAAGGAAAAACAGAAAUGGCAUGCUUAUCCAUCUUGCUUAGUGAAAGAGCUACAGUUUGAAAUUGUUCAAAGUAGCAGGUACAAUGAAUAUUGUCACAAAUUGUGUUAAUUUUUGAAGCAGUGUGGGUGCUGACUACUAGUAGUAUCAAAAAUAUGUUCAGGAUUGUUUUGAUACCUGUAUUUAUAAUAAAAAAAAUGUUGGGGGGGUUGAUGAAUUUCUGUCAAAAGCUGUUCCUGUGUGUUACAUGUAACAGACAUGGUAAAUAUUUGUUUACAGUCUUUGUUAAAUAAACCAUGCAUUUAAGUUUAGGUGAAAUCAACAAAAGGAAAUAGGUAUAUGGAUAUGUGAUUUUGAGAUUAGUCUUAAAAUGUAAAUAAAAUGUAGAACGUGUCCUCAGAGACUGUGCCAUUUCUAUUAUAUUGAUGUAGUAUAUGUACAGUACCUUGCCAAGGUAGCAAAAAUUGAAAUUAUUGAUUGUAGCUUUUCAGUGAUGCGCACCCCAUUUAUGAUUUAUUCUACUUUGUAUACAGUACUUGUGAAUUGGAAUUAGCAGAGUAUUAACAAAUUAUAUAAUUAGUUUAAUUUUUUUUGAGAAGGAGGAGUUGCAGAUAUUAUAUUUGAAUUUGAUUUUACCAGAAAUAUUAUUACAAAGAUUUUUGAAUUCUAGCCAUUCUUAUAGAAUUACAAAUUUCAUAUAGUUCAAAUAUACAUUCCUUUUUUUCUUAACGUAUUUUUAUUUUUCUGUGAAGUUCUGGUUAAUGGAUUGAAAUAAUGGAGACAUUUUCUUCUCUAGUUAAUGAUUUUAACAUUAACAAGGGUUAGUUUUAUCCAAGUUCCGCUCUAACAAAUAGGUAACUGAAGUCAGAGAUUCAUUUAUGUCCUACUUUUACCAAAGUGACAUGAGGCUCUAGGUCACUAUUUUUACUUCAACGCACUGGGUGCACUGCCUUGUUGAAAAAUGUUGUUUUCUUACGAAUUUACUGAAGAAUAUCAAAGGUAGUCUGGUAAAAUCUGCUUUCUUUUGGCCAACUUAUCUUAUCCUUCACCCCAGAAUGUAUAGGCAAACCAAAACUGUGACUGUCAAAAUAUCAAAUGAGAUCUUCUAACUUUGCUUAUAAAGGAAAAAUAAUUGACUUUGUAUUGUUUUGAGAAUAUUAAAGUAGUUUAGUUACUUUUGUAGUAUAACAAGGACAGAUUUCUCAAAUAGACCCUGACAUGUUUUUAUCAAGCUCAAAGUUACUACCUUUUCUUAGUCAAUGGUGUAUUAAAGUCAGUGACAGUUUAUCUAAACUAAUUUCAACAUGGCUAGUCUAUUAUCAAAAAUUUCUUAGAUACUUUAAAAUGAUACAUGAAGAACAUACACAUACAAAUUCAUACAUGUAUAAUUUAUUGAAGUACAUUUAAAAUGACUUGUUACCUUGGAAUGUAGUCUUAAAUUUUUUAGUGAUUAAAGGAGAUUAAAUUGAAUUACACUGACACUGUAUAACAUCUAAUGGUAACUGAUGGUCUGGAUCAGUCUAGUAAUUUCUUUUCCACUUUGAAAACAUGUCAUACAUGGAAGCUGGUAACUAUUUGAAUACUGUUGGCAGUCUGACGACUUAGUACCUUGAACUCAUAACUGUUUUUCCUUUCCCCAUCUGUAUUGCUGUGAAAGUGUUUCUUCCCUCUAAGUAUGUGUUGUCAGAGUCAGACCUAUAAUGUUUAUUUCCCCUCCUUUGUUUUUGGGAUUAUGAAUCUCACAGAAAUCUGCAUGCCAGUUAACCAUUUUCGGAAGCACCAUCCAUUUUUGCAUGUCACAAUCAAAAUGUACAUGGCAAUCUAAGACACACUGAUUGAUAUGAGUUAACAUAGAGCUGCUCUAAAUUACAGUAACAUAUCUUAGACGUUUUGAAAGUUUUCCCUUUGUUUUGUAAAGUGACUGAGGUUGUAGGAGUGUGUGGUAUCUUAUCACCUUUCAAAUGAAUUGUAAAAUUGCCUUAGAAAUUUGUUUAAAAGGCCAAGACCUUUUAAACCUUGAGGAUGAUCAUAUAUUAAUAAAAAUUGCAAAAAUAAAAUUCUUGUCAUAUUA